Messenger RNA from Botrytis porri, 2913 nucleotides. RefSeq lists its product as uncharacterized. The coding region runs from base 1 to 2913 and encodes 970 amino acids. The transcript has 4 exons. The record is from RefSeq and is a predicted model, not a curated record. NCBI's taxonomy places the organism in Eukaryota, Fungi, Ascomycota, Leotiomycetes, Helotiales, Sclerotiniaceae.
AUGGAUGAUUACGAGGAUUCUGAAGAGAUAGAUUCCGGUCUCCCAGAUGAGAAUGAUGACCACAGUACAUUGAAACCAUGUCAACAACGACUAGGUUUAUCUUCAAAAUAUGUCAGAAAUUGGACAAAGUCAAACGCAUUUCGAGAGUUUUGCCAGAAUUGGAAUGGUGCGAUGAGCAAAACUUCUCGGGUGUCUCGCGACAAGCUGAAUUAUGUGCAUACAAAACUUGCCAAUGGGUUUAGAAUCACCGUUCACAAUCCAGAUACAUCUCAGAUACUUGGUUUCUUGGUAUUUGAUAAGAAGAAAGGAAUGCUAGAACUGUGCAACUAUAACAGUCAACUAGCACGCGAGGUUCUCGAUAUGGGCGGUACAAGCAAAGCCGACGACGACGAAAUGGCGGGAACUCAUGGUGAAGGGUUCAAGCUUGCUGCGUUACUUAUGAUACGAGAAGGUUAUCAGGUUAGAAUUACUGCGUCAAAGUUCUAUUGGAACUUUCGCUGGGGGAUCAGGGAAAAGAAAACACUCUGGUGCUUUCUGAGCGAAGUCAAGAAGAAGCCUACCCAGCAAGAACUGAAUCCACAGAACACAGAAUCAUCGCUUUUCAGAGAUGCAAGUCCGUGGAAAGAUGUCUCUGUGAAGAUGGGGUGUGUUCGCGGGAAGCAAGGGAAGCCGAUCACGGAAGCCGAAGUGAUGGAGUGGCUUAAAGUCUGCAUUCAUUUCGAUCGCCCCAAGGAAAUCGUAUUUACACCAUCUGGUAAUUUGAUCUUGGACCCAAAUUUCGGCGGUAAAGUAUACUUAAAGGGACUCUUCUUAGAGAAAACAUCCAGAACACAUGCAAUCAAGUACGGUUAUGAUUUCUCACAGGGUCACAUCGGGCGAGACAGAAAAGGAAUAGAAGAUCCCGACCAGAUGGCAACUCUUUUGGCAGAAGUAUGGAAAGAAGCAGUCCAAAAAAACGGCUCUAGAAUGCUUGACAUGUAUAUUAAUAUGCUAUUGGAGAAGGAAAAGGCUUGGGACGAUACUAUCGACGUAGAUAAUAAAAUGACUCGGUCCAUAGCCAAAGCUAUCUGGUCCAGACUCCAAAAGAAGAAAGAUAACUUCUACUACGGCUCACAGAAUGCCGCAAAGGAUUCUGCAAUAAUCAAGUCAUUAUUGAAGAAAGAACCCGUUCUUUUGCCAGACAGAUUAUGGAAGACGUUGACAAAAUAUGAGCUGCCUCAGACACCAUUGGAAUACAGAAAGAAUAUAAUGUGCAAUUCCCAGACCGCGCCCACUCUAGACACACCGUAUUGCGCAAGUUUAAUGAGAACUUUGAGGGCUGCUUUAGCGUUGGAUCCGCAAACCCAACCUUUCUUGUUGGUGUUCAAGAAAGCUGGAAUAUCUGGACUCGAUUCAUAUCUGGAUGUCGAUAAUUCUAAGCUUCUUCUGCAUGAAAAAUGGAUGGAUUUUGAGAAAAGCCAUGGGGAGAAUAGCACAGACUGUAGCCUAUCGCACAUGCGAAAUACUGGAGAUGUCAUCAGCCCGAUUGAAAUAUUUUCUUGCGACCACAUUAUCAUCGAAAUUUGCAAUCAAGUACUGCAAGAGCUAGACAGGAUCAGAGCUGGUAAAGGUUCAAUCGGUGAUCGGAGCGUAGACUCCUUGAAAUCACAAGUCAGCGAGUGCCUCAAGGACAUGAUGCAAGGGAUCCAAGCUCUUCCAGGUCCCCAGAAAGGAGAAAUCUGUGUAUCCUGGGAAGAUAACGAAGCUGAAAAAUUAUUCAGACUUCAUCGUAUGAAGCUUCAAUGCUGUGUGACACUGCAUCGAGAAAGUACGUGCAGUCAUAAGCGGUCGGAAUUGUUAGCACGAGAAUCUUAUUUCCCUAUGGUCUCUAGAGCACAUACACCAAUCGCAUUCUUUGGCUUUCCUCCUGCAGCUCAGAAGCCGGCUCAAAACCAGUCAGUAACAGUCGUCAACACACCUCGACGGAGCUAUGUACGAAUGAAGCCGAACCUUGAUGAAAAAGGGUCACAAUUAGCUCCAGCUAACGAUAAAAAAGAGCUAAGUGAAGCUCUAGGUAAAGUUCAAAAGGCGAAUACUGAGCUCACGCGCACAAAACAAACUCUUAGUAGUUGUGGACUGCGACGCGACGAGCUCAAUCAGAAAGUCAUUAGUUUGCAAUCGCAAAAAGAACUCGCCUCAGUUGAAUUCGAUAAAAUUAAGGCCGAUAAUGCUUCAAAGAUUUCACAAAUACAUGAACUCGAAGCCAGGAUUCAAGAACUUACAUCCCAUCUGGAUACCGCCAACUUUGAGACUGCAGGUCUCAAGAUACAACUCGCCACAAUUCAAUCCGAGAAAAAAACUCUGCAGCAAAGACUCGACGAUGUUCAAAUCCAAAUUAACUCCAGCCAUUCGGAUUCUGAAGCACAGGAGACCAUCCAUGAACUACAAAAUCGCGUCCGUCGAAUGAAACUCAAAAUUGGAGAAUCUCAAAAGACUAAUGAGCGAUUGCGAGAAGAUAAGCGGGUAUUGGAAGCUCGUGCAAUAGAAGCAGAGAGCCAAAGAGCUGCGGCAAUUUUGCAAAGAAAUGAAUUCGUUAUCGAGAGAUACGAAGCAAGUAUUCAGGAGCAAUCAUCGAGUCAAAGUACGGCAACAUUCAGUAGGCAGAGUUCGAUCACCAGAAUUGGACGCGUUGCGGGGAUUAAGAGAGGUAGAAUUCCGAGUAUGGAUUUGCGCAUGAGAGAGGAAAGUGUUAUGAGGGGUGCUACAAGUAAUUCACACGAUGUGAAUGAAGAUCUUGAGAUGUACGGGGCUAGUCACCCACGUCAUAUGAGCACUUUGGUGAAAUCCGAGCGACAGAGCGGGAGUGGCACUGGUAGAUUGGUAAAGAAGCUUAGGAUGGAAAGUCGAGAGGUCAUUGAUUUGUCUGAAGAUUGA